Molecule: messenger RNA, 366 nt
Organism: Pyrgilauda ruficollis (rufous-necked snowfinch)
Lineage: Eukaryota; Metazoa; Chordata; Aves; Passeriformes; Passeridae
Gene: TAPBPL
Product: TAP binding protein like
Exons: 1
Source: RefSeq, a predicted model, not a curated record
CCCCAGGUGUCCCUGCUGCCCCCCCGCCUGUCCCCGGGGCUCCCGGCCGAGCUGCUCUGCCGCGCCGUCGGCUUCUUCCCGCUGGACGUGGCGAUCCGCUGGGAACGCCGCGCCCGCGGGGACCCGCGCCCGCUGCCGGUGACAUCGGGGACCGCCGCCCCCGGCGGGGACACCUCGGGGACCGCCACCCCCCCUGGGGACACCGCGGGGCCGAGCUGGAGCUCCGGGCACCGGCGCGGCGCCGACGGCACCUUCAGCCGCAGCGCGGGGCUGCGCGUGCCCGCGGGGACGGCGGGGGACAGCUACAGCUGCCUGGUGACACACGCGGCCUGGGACGCGCCACGCCGGGUCACCGUGGAGGUGACA